This is a messenger RNA of Gopherus evgoodei (Goodes thornscrub tortoise), 2502 nucleotides long. It is a transcript of the gene CASP8, whose product is annotated as caspase 8. Gene Ontology annotation, biological process: proteolysis; regulation of apoptotic process; apoptotic process. Lineage: Eukaryota; Metazoa; Chordata; Testudines; Testudinidae. Gene Ontology annotation, molecular function: cysteine-type endopeptidase activity; protein binding. Bases 298 to 1785 code for a protein of 495 amino acids. The transcript has 10 exons. The record is from RefSeq and is a predicted model, not a curated record.
CUCAAGCAAUGUGGUUACAGGAAUAAACAUGCAUCUUAAUGCAUCACACUUCCCAUCAGCAGCCAGGCAAGCCAGGCGACCAGGAAGUCUUGCAUUAGAUUGUGUGUAUACUGCUUGCCUUCAUGUAAAAAUGUGGCUGAGUUACCACUAACCUUAAAAGCAGCCUGGAGAACUGAUUGCAGUGAAGACCGUGAGGUGGGACAACUUUGUAGUUAAAACUCUAAACAGAGACCACUUGGGACCCUUCUUUCCUUUUAUCUACCACUGAAAUAACCUUUUGUCAACUGUCUGAGGAAGAUGGACUUCCACAAGCUCCUCUACACCAUCAGUGAGGCUCUGGCCACAGAAGACCUGGUGGCUCUGAAGUUUCUAAGCCUGGAACACAUCCCACUGCGGAAGCAGGAAGGCAUCCGUGAUCCUGAGGCCUUAUUCCUAGCGCUUGAGGAAAAGGGCAUGAUGGAGGAAGACGAUCUGUCCUUCUUAAAGGAGCUGCUGUUCAGGAUAAACCGCAUAGACCUUCUGACUGAUAAACUGAGUUCCAGCAGAGAGGAGAUGGAGAGGGAGCUUCAAAUUCCAGGGCGGGCAAAGGUAUCUCAGUUCAGGUACCUGCUCUUCCAGCUCUCAGAAAACAUAACAACAGAUGAGUUGAAAUCUUUGAAGUUUCUUCUGAUCAAAGAGCUUCCGAAGUGCAAGCUGGACAAUGAGAUGACACUGAUCAAUGUUUUCAUUGAGAUGGAGAAGAAGGGACUACUGGCAGAAGAAAACCUAGAAAUCCUCAAGACUAUUUGUGAGAAAAUUGACAAAAGCCUUCUGAAGAAAAUCGAAGAGUAUGAAUUAGACCGAAAUGUGGAAAUGUACAUCACGGAAGAACCUGGAGGCCAAACAAGAGUCUCUGAAGGAAUUACACACGUGUCUCAGGAGCAGACUACUGGACCUUUUAAAGUCCGGGACAGCCUUUGGCCUUCUCAGACUGCAUCCGAUUCUCCAGGCAUCCAGGAAGAAAUCCAGCAGCCUGACAUGUACAAAAUGAGCAGCCGACCCCGUGGAAUCUGCGUGAUCCUGAACAAUCAUGACUUUACAAAAGCAAGAUCAGAGGUGCCUAAACUUCAAAACAUAAAAGACCGGAACGGAACAGACGCCGAUGCAGCGGCUCUGAGAAAGGUCUUUACCAAACUUCACUUUGAGAUAGCAGAGCACAAAGACCUCACUGCAGAGCAAAUCCGUCACACAGUGCACGUCUACAGGAACAUGGACCACCGUGACCGGGACUGCUUUGUUUGCUGCAUCCUCUCCCAUGGUGAUAAAGGCAUUGUAUUUGGUACUGAUGGGCAGGAAACAUCCAUCCAGGAACUAACCACUUCUUUCACUGGCAUGAACUGUCCCUCACUUGCUGGAAAACCAAAAGUGUUCUUCAUUCAGGCCUGCCAAGGUGACACAUUCCAGAAAGGGGUACAUAUAGAAACAGAUUCUGCAGAGCUGGAUUCUUCUGUAGAGGCAGAUGCAAGAUUUCAACUGGAGUGCAUUCCAGAUGAGGCAGACUUCCUGCUUGGAAUGGCCACCAUGAAGGAUUUUGUUUCCUACAGAAGUACAACCCAGGGCACUUGGUACAUACAGUCACUAUGUGAGCACUUGGAGAAGAGCUGUCCACGAGGAGAGGAUAUUCUCUCGAUCCUGACAGCAGUGAACCGGGAGGUGAGCAGGAAGAAUGACAGGCUGAACCAAGGGAAGCAGAUGCCACAGCCCAGUUUCACACUCAGGAAAAAACUCAUCUUCCCGGUCAACUGAACAGGGAACUGUAGUCACCUCAACUUGAAAUCUGCUAUGGAAAAGUCUGCAGUCAGUUCUGGGCUUUCAUUAGUUACAAACUCUCAGCUUGGGAACAAUCAUACCUUUUUUUUGAAAUGCAGCUUUCCAGAGAGCAGGCUAUUUCAUUAGAAGUGUUCACUUUUUGUAGUCUGUCAGAAUUGUGAGUACAACCAGGUUGCUGGAUAGCUCAAUGCUCUCACCAGUGCCUGUAGAUCAGUGUUUCUCAGCGACCGGUCUGUGAACCGGCACCGGGCCCUGAUAUCUCCCUGACACAGUUUAGGAAGGGAGCAAGCCAGUCCCUGGUAUCAAAAAGGUUGAGAAACUCUGCUGUAGAUGAUAGCCGGUAUUAAUAUAGAGGCACUUGGCCACUUUUUCAAAUGAUGUAUUUUUCAGGGAGAAUUAUCUACCAAAUUUGGAAAACAAGAUAUUGACUAACUUAGAAUCAAGUUUAAGGUUGUGCACAUGUGUAGCUAGUUUAUGAUCAGCUUGUACAAAAAUAAAAGUAAGUUUGAGAACAUUUUAUAUCUUUGAAAAUAAGGAUACAUAUUUUAGUCCAACAGGAUAGAUUUUGAAAAAAAAAAUUGGAAGUAUAUGGCAAGGGCUUAUACCAGAAGUGCCUUUUCAAAGCACUGUUGCUGUUAACGUGCCUGACCAUCAUAGUAAGUUCUUUUCUUAAUAAAGUGUCCAUUAUACUUA